UGGUAGUCCCGGACCCAGAGAGGAUCUGGAGCUGCGGUCCUCACAGCGGGGACGGCGGGCGGCGCCGCAGGAGGCAAUGGGGACGCGCGCCCUGUCCCACGGCCCAUCCGAUGUCCCGGCUCCAUAGGGAACGGUGGUGGAGAAGAUAGAUUCACCACAGACCCACCACCCCCGGGGGAACCCACUGGUGGUGGUGCCCCGCCGUCGUGCCUCGCGGACUCGCGGGGUGAGGGAGAGGAGCGAAUCCAGAGCGGAGGAGCUCGGAGCAUGGGGACGGCGGCUGCGGGCGGCGGCUACGGAGCGCGCCGAUGGCUCCCGUGGCUAGGACUCUGUUUCUGGGCGGCGGGGGCCGCGGCUGCCCGAGGAACCGACAAUAGUGAAGUUCUCCCUGAUUCCAUCCCAUCAGCCCCUGGAACACUGCCUCAUUUUGUAGAGGAGCCUGAAGAUGCCUACAUCAUCAAGAGCAACCCUAUUGCUCUCCGAUGCAAAGCAAGGCCAGCCAUGCAGAUAUUCUUCAAGUGCAACGGCGAGUGGGUCCAUCAGAAUGAGCACGUCUCAGAGGAAAGUCUGGAUGAGAGCUCAGGCUUGAAGGUUCGGGAAGUGUUCAUCAAUGUCACCAGGCAGCAGGUGGAGGACUUCCAUGGGCCAGAGGACUAUUGGUGUCAGUGUGUGGCAUGGAGCCACCUGGGAACAUCCAAGAGCAGGAAAGCUUCUGUACGAAUAGCCUAUUUACGGAAAAACUUUGAACAAGAUCCACAAGGCAGAGAGGUUCCUAUUGAAGGCAUGAUCGUGUUGCACUGCCGCCCGCCAGAGGGAGUCCCUGCAGCAGAGGUGGAAUGGCUGAAAAAUGAGGAACCCAUUGACUCUGAGCAGGAUGAGAACAUUGACACCAGGGCUGACCAUAACCUGAUCAUCAGGCAAGCCCGGCUCUCAGACUCGGGGAAUUACACCUGUAUGGCAGCCAACAUUGUGGCCAAGAGGAGGAGCCUGUCAGCAACUGUGGUGGUCUACGUGAAUGGAGGCUGGUCUUCCUGGACAGAGUGGUCAGCCUGCAAUGUUCGCUGUGGUAGAGGAUGGCAGAAACGUUCCCGGACCUGCACCAACCCCGCUCCUCUCAAUGGUGGGGCCUUUUGUGAGGGAAUGUCAGUGCAGAAAAUAACCUGCACUGCUCUUUGUCCUGUGGAUGGCAGCUGGGAAGUGUGGAGUGAAUGGUCAGUCUGCAGCCCAGAGUGUGAACAUCUCCGUAUCCGUGAGUGCACAGCUCCACCCCCAAGAAAUGGGGGAAAGUUCUGUGAAGGUCUCAGCCAGGAAUCUGAAAACUGCACAGAUGGUCUCUGCAUUCUAGAUAAAAAACCUCUUCAUGAAAUAAAACCCCAAAGAUGGAGUAGGAGAGGCAUUGAGAAUGCCAGCGACAUUGCUUUGUACUCGGGCUUGGGUGCAGCCGUCGUGGCCGUUGCAGUCCUGGUCAUUGGUGUCACCCUCUACAGACGGAGUCACAGUGACUACGGCGUGGAUGUCAUUGACUCUUCUGCAUUGACAGGUGGCUUCCAGACCUUCAACUUCAAAACAGUCCGUCAAGGAAAUUCUCUCCUCCUGAAUCCGGCCAUGCAGCCAGACCUGACAGUUAGUCGGACAUACAGUGGGCCCAUAUGUCUGCAGGAUCCGCUGGACAAAGAGCUCAUGACGGAGUCCUCACUCUUCAACCCUCUAUCUGACAUCAAGGUCAAAGUCCAAAGCUCGUUCAUGGUUUCCCUAGGAGUGUCUGAGAGACCCGAUUACCAUGGCAAGAAUCACUCUGGAACUUUUCCCCAUGGAAACAACCGUGGCUUUAGUACAAUACAUCCCAGAAACAAAACACCGUAUAUCCAAAAUCUGUCAUCACUGCCCACAAGGACAGAACUGAGAACAACUGGUGUCUUUGGCCAUUUAGGGGGGCGCUUAGUAAUGCCAAAUACAGGGGUGAGUCUGCUCAUACCUCAUGGCGCCAUCCCAGAGGAGAAUUCUUGGGAGAUUUAUAUGUCAAUCAACCAAGGUGAACCAAGCCUGCAGUCAGAUGGAUCUGAGGUACUCCUGAGUCCUGAAGUCACCUGUGGCCCUCCAGAUAUGCUUGUCACAACUCCCUUCGCACUGACCAUCCCUCACUGUGCAGACGUCAGCUCAGAGCACUGGAACAUCCACUUGAAGAAACGGACACAGCAGGGAAAGUGGGAGGAAGUGAUGUCAGUGGAAGAUGAAUCCACAUCCUGUUACUGCCUUCUGGAUCCUUUUGCCUGCCAUGUGCUACUUGAUAGCUUCGGAACAUAUGCCCUCACAGGAGAGCCAAUCACAGACUGUGCUGUAAAGCAGCUCAAGGUGGCCGUGUUUGGCUGCAUGUCCUGUAACUCCUUGGAUUACAACCUGAGAGUUUACUGUGUGGACAACACCCCCUGUGCAUUUCAGGAAGUGGUAUCCGAUGAACGGCACCAAGGUGGCCAGCUCCUGGAAGAACCAAAGCUGCUGCAUUUCAAAGGGAAUACCUUCAGUCUUCAGAUCUCUGUCCUUGACAUCCCUCCAUUCCUCUGGAGGAUCAAACCAUUCACUGCAUGCCAGGAAGUCCCCUUCUCCCGAGUGUGGAGCAGCAACCGGCAGCCCUUGCACUGUGCCUUCUCCCUGGAGCGCUACACGCCCACCACCACCCAGCUGUCCUGCAAAAUCUGCAUCAGGCAGCUCAAAGGCCAUGAACAGAUUCUCCAAGUGCAGACAUCCAUCCUAGAGAGUGAACGAGAAACCAUCACUUUCUUCGCACAAGAGGACAGUACUUUCCCUGCACAGACUGGCCCAAAAGCCUUCAAAAUUCCCUAUUCCAUCCGACAGAGGAUCUGUGCUACGUUUGAUACCCCCAACGCCAAAGGCAAGGACUGGCAGAUGUUAGCACAGAAAAACAGCAUCAAUAGGAAUUUAUCGUAUUUUGCUACACAAAGUAGCCCCUCUGCUGUCAUUUUGAACCUCUGGGAAGCUCGUCACCAGCAGGAUGGGGAUCUUGACUCACUCGCCUGUGCCCUUGAAGAGAUUGGGAGGACACACACGAAACUGUCAAACAUCACAGAGUCCCAGCUUGAGGAUGCUGACUUCAACUACAGCAGGCAAAAUGGACUCUAACCUGGUUUCCUCUGUUGAGGCAGCACUAGUAAUGGCCAGCCUCAGGGCAAGUGGCUUCAACUGGGGAAGAAGAGGCAGAUUUCUGCCUAGUGGCAUUUGGGGAAUUCAGCCUUUAUUGAGAGUUAGUGAAAAUCCCUGGUCGAAGAAAAUGAGUUUGAUGUAGGUAAAACAUGUUAAUAGUGGGGUUAAAAAAAAAAAAGAAGAAAAAGACCCUGCAAUCUCCUCUGGGUCUACACAUGGGUUAACAUUGAAUAUACUCCUCAGAUUUUGACUACUGAGGGGAGAGGUGAAGGUAACUGUAGAUAAAAGUAGUUCUGAAAAAUAGAGAUUAAGUGCAUGUUUGGAAACAGGUUUGGAAUGAAUUGCCCUACAGGACCAGCUGAUUCUGAUACCAGAUUUUCAGUUUCCAACCUACUAGCAUCUAGGAUGUUGGAAAUUGUGGUUAAGAGUAGCUUUCAGAAGUGAAACCAGAUUGCCAAUCUAUUAGUGUGAUGCCACCAGUGUUGGGAAGGGCAUUUAGAAUUUAGUAUCUGAGUACAUCACACCAGCACUUAUUAUAUGAGUCUUUUAAUUGGGACAAGAUUGAAAAGCGAGAUAGACCUCACACUAGUAUUUGGUACCUCACCUUCAUUUUUUCCCCUAGAAACAAAACUCAUUUCUCUUCCCAUCAUGACAGUAAGGAGGAAAUAAGGAACAUGGUUAUAAAUUUCACCAUGGAAACAUACUUCUUCUAACUCAAUAAAGCAGAACAACUUCUGUCCCCAACCAAACUACUCAAAUCCCAGAAUGCUGUUAGAACUCAGUUUAUUCUAUGGAGUGGAGACACCAGAGGCUAUCCCAGGUCUAGGAAAAUAUCCAGAGAGCAGAUGUCUCAGACUUCGAGUAAGCCUGAUUCUCAGAGAUGCAUGGGUAUUAAACCAAGUUCUCCAAUAUUUGUUCCUGUAAGAAAUGUGUUUUACUAUGCUUUUCCAUCCAGAUUCUGGACUCUUCUAACCUUUUAUUCUAUGCCAUCACAGUAUGUCUCAAUGGAGCUUUAGGAGAUGACAUCUGUUGUCACUUUCUGGAAACUUACCUGAUAGCCUUUCUGAGUAGAAGCUGAGUAAAUGCAUCCAAGAAACAGAAUACCUUACCACAAUGUCCUAGGAACCACAUGCACCAUGCAGAGGGACGCUGUGCCCUGACUGCCUGACCUCACAUGUAGACUUUCUUCUUAGUACUGUUAACUCAUAGCUCUCAUUUUAUGACUUUUAUUAAUAUAAGGCAGUGUUAUUGUAGGUUAUUUGUGAGUUUCAUCUCAUGCUUUCCUACACUUUUGUAUCUGAUGACAUCAUUUUGACCAAUAACCCUAGGAGACUAAAGAUGACAGAUAUAUUCAUCUUCUGGCAGAUGCUUUUGGUAACUGUCCUCAAUGAGGACAGCCCAAGUAGACAGACACCUGCGUUCAAUUCCAGGCAGCUACUUAGCAACUUUGAGGCUGACUACAUUUGAAAAACAAUGGUCAGAAGUAGGAGAAGUGAGAAUCCUUGAUAGUAAGGAUAUGGCUAUGUGUUUGUUUUUGUGGGUCCUUUGUUGGAAAAUAAUGUUUUCAAUCUCUUCCCAAGUGGAAAAGACCUAAAGACAGGUUGAAGUUAUGAUCCCAUGGAUAAGACAUUGAAGAACUCUUGAAUGUGUUAGCCAUUUUGUCUAAAUAAUAUGUGAUAUAUCUGGUCACCUAGAUUACAUAGAAGACUUUUUCAUGUACAAAUCAAAACAACCCAUAUUGCUUUGCUCAGGAACCAAAGGCUAUUAUUCUAGUAAACAAACAAAUCAACUUAGAACUGUCAAACCUACUCAGAAUCCCAUAUCUGGACCUGGAGAAAGCCUUUACCUUAGUAUUCUCAACUUAUUUAUUCAGUCUUGUGAAAAAGAAAGAGAAAGAGCAUAAAAUUAUAAAACUGCUUGACAUCACUAAUACAUUCUUUGGAAAAAAAGAGAGAGAUGAAAAUAGGUGAUGAGUCACAAACCAGACAGGUGAUGAGUGGCAGGAUGGGAUGCAGAUGGAAUCUGCAUCCUCUGUUAGGUAAUAAACUAUUUGCAACCCAUUCUAGAGAGAUCGUAUAUUAAUGUCCAUUUGAAAGAUAUUUAUUUUAAUUUCCUACCCUAUCCAUUUCUCUUCUUUGCAUCCCAAUUGGCCUUAUAAUUGUUAAUCUGUUGUGUGAGCCUACACAUGUCUUUGUAGAUUUUUAAAACUUUUUUAUAAUAGUAUGAACAGAUAAAAAUUGUAACUUUCCUGGCAUCUAUAUAGGAUAUUUUAAGGUGAGGUAACAUGAACAACAUAAAUGUUGACCCUAAAGUGUCUGCAGUUCCCCCAUAGGUUUCAGGUUUCAUGUUUUGUUUGUUUCUUUUUUGGCCUGUGUUUAUAAGUGCACUUGAGCAUAGUAUCACAUUCAGUGAUAAGGGGGGAAGUUAACACAAAUCGCCUCACAUCCAGUCUAUAACUCUGUGAGAUUCGCCUUGACUUCUUGUGUUUCCUUCUUUACAUCUCUCUUAUUUCUGCAAGGAUGCUACACAGGAUUUUGAAAUAAAUAUGUUAAAUUCUACAGUCUUUGCAUGUCAGGGUUGUGUAAUAUUUUUUUGCAAUGAAAUUUCAAAGAGAACCCUGGUUUGUGAGAUUUUCAGAUCAAGGGAUUAUGUGUGCUGGGGGAGGGUCUGCAGGUCACACAAUCUUAGCUCACCCUUGAAAGUGUGAUGACUCACUGUGACCUCAAGCUUUUCCAUUGUCUUCACCUGUCAUGACACAAAUGUCCUACUUGGAAGAAGCUUACACGUUACUUUAGGCACUGAAUUUCAGAGUGUCACUGUCUUAGUACAAGAUGAAGCAAACACUAAAAGUGGCCUUAAAUACUUGGUAGGUUACGUAAAAUUUUUACAAAAAUAUCCUACUUAAUGCCAAAUUUCUCAGUGCUCGGAGACAUUAAGUCUAAUAGUUAUACUUAAAACAUGAAUUAAAAUUAUGCCAUCAAAAUGGUGUGAUCCACAGUUUUGUCAGACUACAUCAUCAUAAAGUUAAUUUGUGGUCUUUACAACAUCACAUAUACAAUCUUAGCGUCUUACAUUAAUGUCCUUUAAGACAAACGGAAGCUUGUUCUGUGGAUUUAAAUGCAAACUUCAUUUACUAGUGCAGGCAGACUCAUAAAACUCAGAUGUACUCCCACAAAAAUUUUAUUAGCCUUUUUUGUAAGAGAUGCAAAGGAAUUGAUAGAGCUCCCUUUAAAGAGAGGAACUUUUCUCUUAUUUUUUAUUAUUUUUAUCUCAAACUGCUGUGGUCCUUUCAUUUAGCUGACACAAGGACUAUUAAGUCAAAUCACACAGGGUUCUCUUUGGAGUAAAGUAUCUGGAUUUAUUGCAGUGAUUUUUUUCCAUGACAAAACCUUUAACUAUCAAACAUGAAAAGCAAAGGCAGCAAAUUAAAAUGGCAUGAAUGGUUUUAUACACUUUCACCGAAUUUACCUGUGACUUUCAGAAUGUUAACAAAAUCUUUGGAAUAUGCUGUUUUUAUUUUUUCCUUUCAGACAUUUUGUUUUCAAUUUCAUGGUCUUUCUGGCCUCUGUAAACGUGUUGAAGGAUAGAGAUAUCAAACAUGCUAAAGGCAGCAUUUUCUGAGGUCUUUAUUCCAGCAGAAUGAGGAAGGAGCCGGGAAACGUGGCCCCUUUGCAUUCUGUCUCAUGAAGCAUUUGCAAAGCCUGACCCCUUAGUAACUCCCAUUGUCUGGACUACAGGUGACAGCUUCACCACCUGGGAGAGCAAAAAUGUGGGCUUACCAAUGGUGACGACAUUUUAUUAGCCCUUUGGUGUUCAUUGUCAUAGCACUGUAUUUGAACAUUGAUGCUUUUUGCCAACAGUUGAAUGGCCAUCGUUUCCGUAGUUGCCACUGUUUUGUCCGCAUAGAAUUUUCCUGAACUACAAGCAAAAAUGUAUUUUGUCAAAUGUCACAAAAGUGAAAAUGUUACUUAUCUUAGAUGUGUUGCACAUUUUGUGUUUUUCUUUUCCAAACUCUUUCAAAAGCUGAGGUGACAAAGCUGUUUGGCUGUAUUGACAGCAUGUGGUGUCUUUUCCAGAAGCAACUCUAGGAGAGCCAGUGUCUACCGUGAACUCUUCAUCCCCACUACAGGGUCACCAACAAAGCUAAAAUGGCAAUUUGUCGACUGUCAUUAUUUUCUGAGGAUCUAAGGGGAUGGCACCAGGCCUGGCUAUUAGUCACUAGUGUGUAGUACUGUGAUCUGAAGUAGGAAGUUUAUCUCGCAUAGAAUAAUUGUGGUUUUUGAAGCAGCUACUCAUUGCUUUUUCCUUUUUGCUGUGAAGAUCAUGGAUUUGGAGUGUCCUCACGAAGUGGGCCUAAGACAGUAACAUUUCAACUUCAUGUCUUUGAAUCUACCAUGCAUCUGAAUCCAAAGAUAAAAAGGGCCAUAAGCAUCCUAGCUAGGCCUAAGCUUAAAAUUCUCCCUGCCCUGACCAUUAUCAAGUUCAAUAGGUGUUGUAUCGUUUUUCCACAAAGUUAUACCUUAGAUUCUGUUAUAUAUAAGUGAAUUUGGUAAUAUCUUUCUUUACCUGAUUGGAAAUAUGUGUCAGAGACUUUCACAAAAGGCAUGGGAAUAAUGAAUAUGCUCUUUUGUCUCAAAUUUAGCUAACUCUAAAAAAAAUCUACCUAACUCAAGAGUGAUUCAUACCUAAAUUCCACAAUUGAGAAAGUUGUUCAAUAACCUUAAAAUCUGAUACAUUUCUAGUGGGUGGUAAUCUAAUUGGGGUUCUGAUGAAAGCAUGGCAUUUAAAGGAACUAUGCAAGCCAAAUGUCAUGCCAUGAGAAUCUUUCCUGAGACACAGGCAUUCUGCACAAACGUGGAAGCAGCAACUCUAAUAUUACUUCUUUAGCAAGCCUGGGUAGUGGUGAGAGGGAGAGUCAUCAGGCUAGAGCCCUCAGGGCCUCCUGGGAGAAAAGCUGAGAAUAGAAACCCCAGAAAGCCUCCCACAGAUGCUUCCUGCUCCCAUAGAAACCUUCUCAAUAAAGGGGGAGAUACACAAGUGUCAGAAUUUCCCAGUCAGGAAAACUGCUCCACACUGGAUGAAGAACAGAAUUUCCAUUCUUCGUAAUUAGGUCUGCUUGACACACACACUCCAGGAAAUCAUGACCUAGAAGUGUUGUAAACACAGCCAGGUAGAGGAAUACUGGCCCAUUUUCCUAGCCCAAACUUGGAAACAUGAGUGAUGUUUUUCCCUCCUUCUAUAUGGAAGAAUUUAGAACAUAUUUCAUUUUGUUCUUUUUAUUUUGGGAAGGUAUGUGGGGGUGUUCUUUCAAAAGAUUCAUUUUUUUCUCCAAACCUCGACAUUUAUUUGGUGUGUUCAAAGCCAAAAACUAUGAAAUAAUCUCUAAAGCAGAGCUGAACACUAACUUGGACAUGAAGCUGGAAGAAUGAGCAAGCCAGAGGAGAGGGUCUAAGCAAAGCAUGGCCUUCGCUUCAUACCACACUUUUUGUGCCUUGUAUUAUCAGUGUAAAUUCUGAAUGUUGUACAGUAAAUACUUGGACGGACUCCUUAGAGAAGGACGCAGCGGCUUCUUUUUCAGCACAUGUACAUAUCUAUAAAUAUAUAUACAUAUAUAUUUGGUAAUGCCAAACAGCUAUGUUAUAUUGUACUGAACAAAAUGGCCCGUUUGGAUGUUUUAUGUAGAGUUUGCAAAAAAAAAAAUGGAUGGUUAUCGACUUUUCAAGAUAAAUGUACAGGCAUAAAUUACUGCUUAUCAGUUAUUUAUGAAUAAAAAGUCUUUUAUUGACAUUUUA
Messenger RNA from Mesocricetus auratus (golden hamster), 8951 nucleotides. It is a transcript of the gene Unc5d, whose product is annotated as unc-5 netrin receptor D. Bases 268 to 3138 code for a protein of 956 amino acids. Lineage: Eukaryota; Metazoa; Chordata; Mammalia; Rodentia; Cricetidae. Gene Ontology annotation, cellular component: membrane. Gene Ontology annotation, molecular function: protein binding; netrin receptor activity. Gene Ontology annotation, biological process: netrin-activated signaling pathway. The transcript is spliced from 18 exons. The record is from RefSeq and is a predicted model, not a curated record.